Molecule: messenger RNA, 2472 nt
Organism: Lytechinus pictus (painted urchin)
Lineage: Eukaryota; Metazoa; Echinodermata; Echinoidea; Temnopleuroida; Toxopneustidae
Exons: 1
Coding region: 1-2472 (823 amino acids)
Source: RefSeq, a predicted model, not a curated record
AUGAACUUUCAUAAUCGUAUUCGUAAUGAUUUUGGCAAGGAUUGCUUGUAUCGAAUUAGACAUUUGGAAAGAACUGGGCAGAAGAUCGCUCGUUAUCGCAACCACCUUCGGUUCAGCUUGCAUUGUAAACACAACAGGGUCACACCUGUGAGUCUACAACUGUCGAGCGCUGUCAAGGGGGGUAAAGCGGAUAACAUCUUACGCAAAGCAGAGAGAGCUUUAUUAAAUGUACGUGUUGGACAAAUAGUUGGAAAGAUCAACUUUCUCAACAGUGAAAAGGAACGUUUGAAUGCCGCCAUUUCGAAUGAAUUGCCGUGUGACGUCAUAUCGGAAGUGAAAACGCGAGUGGAGAGGUCACAGGUCAAAGAACACGAGGCUUCCAAAACACGACAGCAAAACAAAUUCGCUCGGUUGUUGGAGAAGAAAAACGCGGAAAAUUCUCGGAAUUUUAACACAAACAUCGCGUCAGAUUGCAUCGGUAAAUGGGUGAAAAACUGCUCUGAUCGUCUGUUGAGAGAUUCUGAAUUGUCGGUGUUAGUGAAAGGGCUUAAUUUCUCCGUAGCGCCUACAGAGGUUCCCGUUGUUGACAUCAUCACUAGUACGGAAACCGCAUGCCGUAAGUUGAACGAACGCAGUGCUACUGAGUUGAGAUCUAAAGUCGUUGGAUUACUGAGCCGACCGAGAAAACUCGAGCCCAAUCUCAACAAAGAAGAAACUGAGGCUUUGAACGAUUUGAAGAAAGAUAAGAACAUCAGAGUUUUACCAGCAGACAAAGGUAGGACUGUGGUUAUUCUGAACACUUGUGAUUAUAAUAGCAAAUGUGAAUCUCUUUUGAAUGAUACCAACACUUACAAGAAACUUGGUUCGAAGGAUCCUACAAGCAAGUAUAAGAAGGAACUUGUUAGUGCUCUACAAGAAAUAGAGAGAGACGGUGGUAUCAACAGAGACGAAUAUCGCAGGUUAUACCCAACUACAGAUACCCCUCCUAAGUUUUAUGGUCUCCCUAAAAUCCAUAAACCGAACAUUCCACUUCGACCGAUUGUAAGUAGUAUUGGAUCAAUUACUUAUAACUGUGCCAAGCAUCUUGCCUACAUUUUGUCACCUUUAGUUGGUCAGACUUGUCACCAUGUAACUGAUUCUCAAUCUUUUGCUGAAUGUAUUAAGAAUGCGCGUGUUGAGGAAGACGAGGAACUGAGAUCAUAUGACGUGACAGCUCUUUUCACUUCAGUUCCUAUUGACAAGGCCCUGAAGAUUAUCCAAUCCAAACUUCAGAGCGUGAACACUUGGAAAGAUAGGACUCGCCUAUCAGUGGACCACAUUGUGAAACUGUUGGAUGUUUGCCUGCGAUGUACUUAUUUUGUUCACAAUGGCAUAUAUUAUCAGCAGAUCCAUGGAGCAGCGAUGGGAUCGCCAAUUUCCCCCAUUGUUUGUAAUCUGUACAUGGAACAUUUUGAACAAUUAGCUCUUGAGUCAGCACCUCAUCCUCCAAUAUGGUGGUUUCGAUAUGUUGAUGAUACACACACUAAACUCAAGAAAGAAUUCUCGCAGGAAUUUACUGAUCAUCUGAACUUGAUUGAUCCGGACAUUCAAUUCACCACUGAAGGUGAGGAAGGACGGUCGCUGGCAUUUCUUGACACUUUGACGGUUAUUCAACCAGACGGCAACUUGGAUAUCAAAGUUUACCGUAAACCUACGCACACCGACCAAUACCUGAACUUUUCCUCUAAUCACCCACUUGAACAUAAGCUUGGUGUGAUCAAGACUCUUUUCCAUCGAGCGGAAGCGGUUAUCACAGACCCAGUCACCGUUUCUGAGGAAAAAGCACACGUUAAACAGGCUCUCUCCAAGUGCGGCUAUCCUAGUUGGGUCUUCAACAAGAUCGAUAACUCAGCUAAAGGAAAGUCUCCGCCUAGAAAGGACAACCCCAAGCCACCCAAAGGACAGAUUGUACUUCCGUACGUUAAAGGAUUAUCGGAAGCCCUUCGUAGGAAUUUCAGUCAAUUUGGCAUUAGGGUGUGUUACAAACCAACAAGGACCCUUAGACAGUACUUGGUUGCGCCGAAAGAUAAGACAGAGAAGAAGGAUAUCACCGGUCCUAUUUAUUUGAUUCCUUGUCAAGGACAGACGACUAAGGGUCUAUGUCAGGAAUCUUAUAUAGGAGAAACAGAACGUUCCCUUAGGACAAGAUUCCUUGAACACCGACGCCCUAGCUCCACUUCCUCCGAGGUAUCUCAGCACAUCCACAUCGAAUCCCCUGGCCAUUGUGUUGACAUCAACAAAGUACAAGUGCUGGACAGGGAGCCGCGGUACUUCGAGAGAGGUGUGAAAGAGGCCAUCUACAUCCGGGCGUUCAGACCUUCUCUCAACAGAGACGGGGGGCGAUACAAGCUUCCGAAUGUCUACGACCCGAUCAUCGAUCAUUACGUCACUAAGGUCAAAUCGGGUCACAUCGCUGACGAAGGUUGCAGUUAG